This is a messenger RNA of Ilex paraguariensis (yerba mate), 2132 nucleotides long. Lineage: Eukaryota; Viridiplantae; Streptophyta; Magnoliopsida; Aquifoliales; Aquifoliaceae. The record is from the annotation of a GenBank genome assembly.
CUGUCUGUGUCUUGCUCUCGCCAUGGCUGACACUCCAAUCUCCGAAAUGCUCCUCAUUGCCGGUCCUGUUCCAAAGAAAGGGAGGACCAAGAAGGCGGCACUGAAACAGAAAAAUCAAUCAUCAAGUGAGGCCAACAUCUUGGCCGGAGCAAGCGCUCAACCAUCACCCACACCGGUUGAGCAAUCACCGGAUGACUCUGCCGGAAAAGAGAACCACGAGAGCCUUUCGCAGCCUCCGUCUCAAAAGAAAACAACAAGAGGGGCUGCAAAAUCUAAGAAACAGUCCAAGCAAUCAUUUGAGAGAGAGUUCGAAGAAAUGCAAGAAAAGUUUCAACAGUUAAAGCUUGAGAAGGAACAAACUGAGGAGCUCUUGAAGGCAAGAGAUGAGUUGUUGAAACUGAAGGAGGAAGAUCUCGAAGCCCGGGGAAAAGAGCAAGAGAAGCUUCAGAUGGAGCUCAAGAAGUUGCAGAAAAUGAAGGAGUUCAAACCCACCAUGAUCUUCCCUGUUCAGUCUCUGAAAGACAAAGAGCAAGACAAGAAAGAGAAGAAGAAGAAGGGAUGCCCUGAGAAGAAAAGGCCAUCUCCACCUUAUGUGCUGUGGUGCAAAGACCAAUGGAAUGAGGUCAAGAAAGCAAACCCAGAUGCUGAGUUCAAGGAAAUAUCCAAUAUUUUGGGGGUGAAAUGGAAGACAGUUGGUGCAGAAGAGAAGAAACCUUAUGAGGAAAGGUAUCGAGCUGAGAAGGAAGUUUAUUUGAAGAUCAUUGGGAAAGAGAAGCGUGAGAAUGAAGCAAUGAGGCUCUUGGAGGAAGAUCAGAAACAGAGGACAGCCAUGGAGUUGCUUGAACAAUAUAUUCAAUUCAAACAGGAAGCUGAAAAAGAACACAAGAAAAAGAAGGAAAAGGAUCCGUUGAAGCCCAAGCAUCCAAUGUCAGCAUUUUUUCUGUUUACAAGCCAUCGACGAGCAGCACUGCUUGCAGAGAAUAAGAAUAUAAUGGAGAUCUCAAAGAUUACAGGUGAAGAAUGGAAGAACAUGUCCGAGAAACAGAAAGCGCCCUAUGUGGAGAUGGCAAAGAAAAAUAAGGAACAAUAUACGCAAGACAUGGAGCUUUACAAGCAGAAGAAAGAUGAAGAAGCUGUUAACCUCGGAAGGGAAGAGGAGGAACUGAUGAAACUUCAGAAGCAUGAAGCUCUCCAAUUGCUCAAGAAAAAAGAGAAAACAGAAAACAUAAUCAAGAAAACAAAAGAGAAUCGCCAGAAGAAGCAGCAGCAGAAGGAAGAGAAGAAGAAUGCUGAUCCUAACAAGCCAAAGAGGCCUGCAUCUUCUUUCAUCCUAUUCAGGUCAGAAAGUUUAGAGUGUAUUAUAUUAGGGUAAUCCUAUGGUACUGAAAUAGGCAUUACAGCCAAAAAUUAAACUUUUUUGGGGCAGGUUAUGACUAAAUGAGGUCAAACUAUGACAAAAAAAGUUAAUAUUGGUCUCAAACAAGUACUAUGAGGGAAGGCUAUCCUGAUUGAUUUCUGUUGUUUCGAAUAGUCAUGUGCGCUUCUGUAAUGCAGCAAAGAAGCAAGAAAAAAUUUGUUGGAAGAACGGCCUGGAAUCAACAACAAAACUCUAAAUGCCCUCAUUUCACUGAAGUGGAAGGAAUUGAGUGAGCAAGAUAGAACAGUUUGGAAUGAAAAAGCUGCAGAAGCCAUGGAGGUUUACAAGAAGGAACUUGAAGAAUACAAUAAAUGUGUGUCAGAGGUGUCAAACAAACCACAACAGUGAAAGCCUUAGAAACUAUGUUGAUGUUCAAGUGGUUCUGUUGAACAACUAGCUGUGUCUCAUCAUCAGUUUAGUGGCCUGGAUUUUCAUAUUUGUUGGACUUAGUUGGCUUUGAGUUGUUCUUGGUGAACUAACUUUUCUUAUUUAGUUUUUAUUUGAAUUAGAUCCUGUAGUUGUGACUCUGAGAAACUGAAUAAUAGAUUCUGAGUCAACUGACUUGUUUAUUGAUUUUGGGUGUAUAUUUAACGGAGACAUUGCAAUUUUGCAACUUCAAAUGGCACCAGACAGAAAUUCCUUAGAGUAACUUACAUCAGCUCUUUGCAUUGUACUUGGAGAAAUCUGGGUAACAAUUUUUUUUUUGACAAAAAAC